UAGUGUGGAGGGUUGACUGCUGGUGUCUUGAGAGGCCUAAUCCAGCUGGAGAAUCAGAGCUGAUUGGAGCCAAACCCAGCCAACAUCAUGUUGGGGGAAAAAAUCCAGGAGAGCUCCUGUCAGUCUCCAGCCCAUCUUAUAACAACUAUGUUACAGUGUCCUGUGAGCUAUGUGGAUCGCCUCCUGCCGGGGGAUCAACAUAGCCGAGGCUCGAGUUCAUCCACAAAUGAUUUCCUCCUUACCAUGCUUGACCACCUUACUGACUACAUCCUGGAGAUGGUAGGCAAUGAUGCCAGCACCAGCAGUAUGCAUACUGUUCCCCAAGAUGAGAGAGCAGUGGACAAUAGCAGAGAGUCCCACCAACACUUGAAGGAUGCAGCCUUCACUCUGUUUGAUGAGAUGCGCGGAACCAGGAGAAAUGGCUAAAGCCUGGGUCCUGGAGCCUGGAGCGAGUCCUCACAGCCUUAGUCUUAGACAAAGCAUCUCAUAGCUAAGGAAUCCCUGGCUGCUGUCAUCAGUAUAUAAUAAAGGAGUUAAAUC
Hyaena hyaena (striped hyena) is the source of this 540-nucleotide messenger RNA. Its product is annotated as huntingtin-interacting protein M. The transcript has a single exon. The record is from RefSeq and is a predicted model, not a curated record. The coding region runs from base 88 to 426 and encodes 112 amino acids. Gene Ontology annotation, molecular function: protein heterodimerization activity. Lineage: Eukaryota; Metazoa; Chordata; Mammalia; Carnivora; Hyaenidae.